UCCACAGGGGCGGAUACGGAAGCGGCGCUGGGAACUCGGAGGCAGGUCGGGGACCCGCAUGGCUGCGGCGCGGAGGCACGUGUUUGUUGAAAAAGUGCUGAAGAGACUUUUUCCUCAGGAUCCACGUGGCCAAGAAAAGAGGGCAUGUCCGCCUGCGGCCUCCGAAACCCCUCCCGAGAAGGAGCGAUGCCGGCGCGUCCCCCCGUUGGCAGGUGGCGGCACUGGGCCCCCGCCUGGCCGGCGGCUCUACACUGUGGCUUUGCCUCCUGAGGGCUAUGUUCCUGUUGCUACCCCUGCCCAGCUGGAGCCCGAGCCCGAGCCCCAGCCCCCCAGCUGCGCGGACUCUGCGGAUUCCGAGGGCUCCUCCAGCAGCGAGGGCGUGGCAGAUCGGGAUCCUCAUGACCAACCGAAGAGAAGAAGAAUGAGGAAGCAUAAAUCAAAGAAAAAAAUUGGACGUCCCAGCAGCGCUCACGUAGAAGAGGUGGAAUCAGAGAAGCAGCAGAGUCUCUCAGAAGGAAGGCUGCGGCCGCGGGACGCAGACGGCCCCGCCAUCAGCAAAAACAAGAGGAGGAAACUGAAGAAGAAGCAGCAAAUGAAAAGGAAGCGAGCGGCCGGCGUGCCGACGAAAGCCGCCGGCAUCAGCUUCCUGUACGCGCCCGGCGAGGGCGACGUGGAGCCGGGGGACUCCAGCGAGGGGGCCGGAGGGGGCGGCUCCGAGGCCGAGGACCUGGGGGACGCGGGGGACCAGGAGGACCGUGAAGACAGCGUGGACGCCGAGCAGGACGGGGGCAAAGGCUCCGACGACCAGGCAGAGGGUGUCCUCGAUUUUUUGAAGUCAACACAGGAAAUGUAUUUUUAUGAUGGUGUCUCCAAGGGCUCGGACCCCGCCUUCCUGGCCGCCUCGGAGGCGCUGUUGAGGGGCCUGGGCACUGGCAGCGUGCCCGCCUCCGACCUGCGGGCCCUGGGCCACAUGAAGGCGCUGCUGCUCCUGCGGGAUCCUGGGGGGCUGCGGCGCGCCCUGCAGGCGUUCGAGGAGCACUGCACCCUGCCGCCAGACCAAGCCCGGGUGGUCUCCGCCUUCUUCAGUUACUGGCUCACCCACGUCCUUCCUGAGAGAACGGGGGGUGACCCGGAGGCGGCGGCUCCUGAGCAGAGCUGACGCGGAGCAGGCGGCCCUAACAGACGGCAGGCGCUGCGCUCACGCCCUCGACACAAAGACACGAGGCCCCGGUCCUGGGAGGGCGUUCCUGCCACGAAGCUUACCCGUGUCCCGCGUUGGACCGGCGCCAAGGCCCCCCGCACCGCACAGGCACCGACCAGACACGGCUCGCACCACCGCCCAGUGAUGCGGGCGGUCUUUACCCUGUGAAAACGAACGUGUGCGCUCUGUAAGGUGAGGAAGCCGGCAGUGAGGCUGGGUCUGUUUUUAUAAAGUUUCAAAUGAUCUCGUCCCUGAAAGUCUCUCUCGAGAGUGCCUAUGGCUGUUAAAUGCUGUGCUUCCAGUCGUGCGAUUAUAGUUGUUGGUUUUGUUUUUUCCCUUUCGCACUCGGAGAAGGAAUGGUGCCGAGCACCGGCCUGCGUGGGGCGCAGCCGGCCAGCAGCUUCGCGGCCUGAGGCCCGUCGCCUGGUGGCGCGACACUCAGGAGGGCUUGGCCCCAUCCUUGGAAAUGCGUGCAUCGGGUCAAGUGUCCAUAACAUGAGGGUCGGGUCCGGGCAUUAGGCUCAGUCUCCGCUGUGCAGCCGUCGCUCUUUUUGAGGCUGAAGGGCGGCCAGGGGCAGGACUCCCUGCUGGGAAGUCCGGGCGUGACCGGGGCACCCCGUCACCUCUCCUGUCCUGUCCCGUGUGCGUUCCUCGCAGAAGCCAGGCCUCUCUGCAGAUCCACACAUGGGGUGACCCUUUCCGUCCCCGGAGCAGCCUUCUCGCCAGAGUUUUCAAAUGUAGAGCCCAGUUGGCCCGUCCCCUGGGGCCGAGGGUGCGGGCAGUCGCUGCGGGAGGCCCAGCCAUGGCUCCCGCCCCCGCUGGGGGUGGGGUGACUACAGUGCUCUCACCUGCCGGGCUCAGUGGUUGUGCGUCUCCUGUGCACCAGGAGGUCAGGCCGCAGGCCCAGGCUGCCGGCUCCAUCCCCAGUGGGGGGGCGUGCAGGAGGCUCAUCCAUGUUUCUCUCUAUGUUGCUGUCUCUCUCUCCCUCUCCCUUCCUCUCUCUCUCAAAAAGUCAAUAAAAACAUUUUAAAAUUAAAAAGCUCCGCUCCAGGUGCCCAGCCCACCUUCUCUUUGACCUCAUGGCAGGCAGGCCCCCCUUCCCCAGCGCCCUGUGCCCUGUGCCCGCGCCCCCUGCUGCCUUAGAAGGGGCAGUGUCAUUCCUGCUGCUGUUUCCAAUCUGUUCAACAUGCUGUGCUCUGGUGUCUCCCGUCUCCUUCCUCCGGAGCCAGCGCUUAUUACGCUGACACGUGUUGCUAUGGGCCCAUCUGAUAGGGUCUCACUGCCCUCUA
Myotis daubentonii (Daubenton's bat) is the source of this 2490-nucleotide messenger RNA. RefSeq names its product glutamate rich 1 (gene ERICH1). The record is from RefSeq and is a predicted model, not a curated record. NCBI's taxonomy places the organism in Eukaryota, Metazoa, Chordata, Mammalia, Chiroptera, Vespertilionidae.